Messenger RNA from Symbiodinium sp. CCMP2592, 2325 nucleotides. NCBI's taxonomy places the organism in Eukaryota, Dinophyceae, Suessiales, Symbiodiniaceae. The record is from the annotation of a GenBank genome assembly.
AUGCAGGAGAAGCAGGAAGACCUGAUUGAAGUUUGCAAAGAGGAACCAGAUUGUGGAUGCUGUGGCUACAGCACCACCGUCAAGGUCGGCAAGAUGGAGGAGCACCAUCGCCUGUGUGACAAGAGCUACACCAUGGGUCCACUGGGCCCGGACGGCAUCCCAACAGACCCCCACAAGAUCUACAAAGCUCAUACCAGAGGGAUUGAGGAGUGGGGCGCAGUUGAGUCAUUUGAGGCUGAGAACAACAUGGGCAAGUUGACGAUGCAGCUCGCACAUUUCAUGACCCAGGAGUGUGGUUGGACACUUCAGGUUUGUGAUGCCGCGAAUCUUGGGCGAAGAAGGUGCAUCCGAGAACAGCAGAUGAAGUUCAAGGCACCCCACCCACUGAGCAUGAUCGCCCCACUGGUGAUGAUUGAGCUAGGUGUGGGGCGGUGGGACCCUGUCAGAGAAACGACGAGCAACAUCUAUGUGCAUGGUGCAGACAGCGAUGGCAUCUUCGAGAAGCUGCGCAGCUUCUUCCAAACGGCAUGGGCAGCCAAGGAGAAGGAUGCUGAUCCAGGUUACUGCGACAUGAAGUUCGAAACAUGUGCCUUGCAAGAGCGAGGGUUCCAGGGAGAGAACAACAUGGGGCAGAAAGCCAUGGAAGCUGUUGAUUUCAUGGUGAAGAAGUGUCAAUGGUCUUUGGUCUCGCGAAGCAACGGCUGCUUCGGAAAGUCUGUGGACAUGCGAGAGCAGCAGCUGGUUUUCCGCAAGGAUGAGUUUAUCCAGCGCGGCUCAGAUCACAUUAUAGUCGAGUUUCGGACGGUUGGCUACGUCGAGAUCACGGGUCUGCAGGACGCGGAAGACCUCAAGCCUCGCUUGGCCGAGUACUUCGAGAAGCAAGAGUGCCAUAGCUACGACACCCCAUAUCCGGUCCCUUCAGAGUUCUUCUUCCGCGACGGCUACACAACCAACCUCGGAAAGCUGACGAUGAGCUUAGCGGAUUUCCUGGGAUCAGAGGGUGCCUCCAUCAAGGAACACCAGGUGACCUUCACCCGUAGCCCUGAGAAGGCAUCGGCACCUUUGUUGAUGAUUGAGCUGCGCACCAUUCCCUUGCCCAACUUUCCUCCGAGCUGGCACAGCGCGAUUCAGAUCACGGGGUCUGAUACCAAUGGAGUCUACGGGCAUUUGGACCGCUUCAUCCGGAAGUAUAUGAGUGGGCGCGAGAUAAGACAUCCUGAUGCUGCCUCCUACUGCGAUAAGUACUACUCCUGCAAUGCCUUUCGCUUGAAGCCCGCCAGCUUCCGCGAGAGUUGCAUGGGAAUGGUGAAUGGAGAGAGCGACCUUGGCAAGUGGACCAUGCGCCUCUGCGAUUUGAUGGUGGAUCAUGUAGGUGAAUGGGACUUGGUCACGUGCAACAGCGACAACGCAGAGGGUUAUGGAAUCAACACCACUGCCCGGGAAAUGCAGAUGAUCUUUCGACACCGCAAAGGCGGGCGACGGGUCUUCAUGUCGGCUGCCCAGGUGGAGCCUUUGGGGAGGCCGCCACUUCAGCCUCCAGGCUACUGGAAUGAAGGCUGCCAGAUGGGGGAGGUUGGCCACAAGCUCAUCCCAGGCACCGAGGAGGAGUUGCAAUGGAUGCAGGAACUCCUGGAUAAGACCUUCAAGAGCAAGGUGACGCGUGAUCGCAAGGAUGGGCAGGCCUUGGCAGAUCGGUUUGUGGCGGUCCAGUGCAUCCGCAGCGAGCAUCCUGCGAUUUGGGAUCGCUUCGCAAAACGUCGCCAGCUCUUGCCAGCCGGAGGUUCGGAAGUCAGUCUUCCCAAGACGAUGGCUGCCAGUUCCGGCCUGGCGAAGAGGUGUGUCGAGGUCUCGGCAGGCAAUCCUUCAAACGAAGCUUACUUGCUCCAUGGGACCAACCCAACCUCGGCUGUGGCCAUCCUGAGCAACUCCUUCACAGUAGACUUUGCUGGGAAGAGUGCUGGCACCAUGUUUGGUCCUGGCAUCUACUUGGCCGAGAGCUCUACGAAAGCGGACGAGUAUGCCCAGGAUGAUGCUACUGGGGACUAUGCCGAACUCUACGCCGUCCUGGUCUGCAGGGCUCUUCUAGGAAAGCCCUACGUGACCGAAGAGCCCGGUGAUUUUCGAGAGCAGGUGCUCAGUGGGGAGUUCGGCCAUGUACUGGGCGAUCGCGAGAAGGCCGUGGGCACGUUCCGAGAGUUUAUCUUCUUCCACGAAGCCGCUGUCUACCCUGAGUACGCCGUCUUCUACCGGAGGGAGAAAGAUGGCCGAGUCAUGCCAAGGAACGAAAGUGAGAUGGCGCCUCGCCCCAUGGAAAUGGAAGUCUGA